AUGCCCAGAGCUCAUAUUCCUAGGCGUGCCUUGAGGAUCAAGUCAUGUACCAUCGUCCAUGGCGCAGCAGAAGGCACCGAGCGCGGAGUACAGUACUGUGCACAUGCUUUACUACUAGAAGCUAUCCCUACCGCUACUGGCGGCAUUGUGACUACCGGGGCCCUUGUGACCGCCAGGGCUGCCGUGGCGGCUAGUGUUGCUAUGACUAUUACAGUCCUUGUCACUACUAGGGCUGCUGCGGCUGCUGAGUCUGCUGGGGCGGCCAUGACUGCUGGAGCCGCGGUGAAUGCUGGAGCCGUCAUGACCACGCCGGCCGUUGUGACUGCUAGGGCUAUUGCUCCCAACGACUAUGAAAAGUUUGUGCUGUAA
Drechmeria coniospora is the source of this 369-nucleotide messenger RNA. RefSeq lists its product as uncharacterized. Bases 1 to 369 code for a protein of 122 amino acids. Lineage: Eukaryota; Fungi; Ascomycota; Sordariomycetes; Hypocreales; Ophiocordycipitaceae. The transcript is spliced from 4 exons. The record is from RefSeq and is a predicted model, not a curated record.